Cygnus atratus (black swan) is the source of this 1178-nucleotide messenger RNA. RefSeq names its product glyoxylate and hydroxypyruvate reductase (gene GRHPR). Gene Ontology annotation, cellular component: cytosol. The record is from RefSeq and is a predicted model, not a curated record. NCBI's taxonomy places the organism in Eukaryota, Metazoa, Chordata, Aves, Anseriformes, Anatidae. Gene Ontology annotation, molecular function: hydroxypyruvate reductase [NAD(P)H] activity; glyoxylate reductase (NADPH) activity; hydroxypyruvate reductase (NADH) activity. The transcript has 9 exons. Bases 30 to 1010 code for a protein of 326 amino acids.
CCCGGCGGCGCUGCGGCGGCGGGCGGGCGAUGCGCCGGGCCAUGGCGGUGUUCGUGACGCGGCGGAUCCCGGCCGAGGGGCUGCGGGUCCUGGCGGAGGCCGGCGGGUGCCGCGUCCAGCAGUGGGACUCGGAGGAGCCCGUCCCGCGGCCGCAGCUGCUGGCGGGGGUGGCGGGGAAGCAGGGGCUGCUCUGCCUGCUCUCCGACCGCAUCGACCGCGAGGUGCUGGACGCCGCGGGGCCCAGCCUGAAAGUCAUCAGCACCAUGUCCGUGGGCUUCGACCACCUCGCCUUGGAUGAAAUUAAAAAGCGAGGGAUCCGUGUUGGAUACACCCCCGAUGUCCUGACCGAUGCCACUGCAGAGCUCUCCGUGGCUUUGCUUCUGGCUACGUGCCGCCGGCUGCCGGAGGCAAUAGAGCAGGUGAAGAAUGGUGGCUGGACAACAUGGAAGCCUUUGUGGAUGUGUGGCUAUGGUCUGUCUAAUAGUACGGUGGGCAUCAUAGGUCUGGGAAGAAUAGGACAGGCAGUUGCCCGCCGUCUAAAGCCAUUUGGGGUCAAGAACUUUUUGUACACUGGAAGUCACCCAAAACCAGAGAGUGCUGCAGAGUUUCAAGCCACGUUUGUCCCACUCACGAGGCUGGCUGAAGAGUCAGACGUUGUUGUUGUGACGUGUGCUCUGACUCCUGACACCCAGGGAAUGUGCAACAAGGAUUUCUUCAGCAGAAUGAAGAAGACCUCUGUGUUCAUCAACACAAGCAGGGGGGCUGUGGUGAACCAGGAGGACCUGUAUGAUGCGUUAGUCAGUGGCCAGAUUGCAGGUGCAGGCCUGGAUGUCACAACGCCAGAGCCGCUGCCCACUGACCACCCUCUGCUUUCCCUCAAGAACUGCGUGAUUCUGCCACAUGUUGGGAGUGCCACCUAUGCCACCCGGACCACCAUGUCGGUGCUGGCUGCUGACAACCUGCUGGCCGGUCUGCGGGGGGAGCGCAUGCCGCAUGAGCUGCUGCUGUGACGGCCCAGAGCCAGCCACCUCUGUGGGGUCACUGUGCAGGACGCAGCAUCGCCCUCCAGCCUGGAGAAGCUUGAAAGAUGGGUCUGGUGCCUCUUCUCUGCAGCUAAUGCGUCAAUGAUAACCACAGUGAGAGAAUUGUAGCUAUUAAACCGUGGCUAUUAAAGAGAA